Amphibalanus amphitrite is the source of this 1819-nucleotide messenger RNA. Its product is annotated as insulin-induced gene 1 protein-like. The coding region runs from base 212 to 829 and encodes 205 amino acids. Gene Ontology annotation, cellular component: endoplasmic reticulum. The transcript is spliced from 4 exons. Gene Ontology annotation, biological process: sterol biosynthetic process. NCBI's taxonomy places the organism in Eukaryota, Metazoa, Arthropoda, Thecostraca, Balanomorpha, Balanidae. The record is from RefSeq and is a predicted model, not a curated record.
UUGUGGUUGUGUGUGGAUCGUUUGUGUUGUGCAUAGGCGAAAUGGGAUAGAUCUUACGUACUGUACCAAUUAUCGGCGUUAUUUUGAUCAGGCACUGGUUAGCUAGAAAUCGACACAAGAGCCAGUUCUGUUUUCUGCAUUUUGAGUUUCAAGGACCGUCACUGUGUUUAGAAAUAGGAUUUAUUGUCCCGACCACAGUGUAUAUAAAUAUAUGUCCCGACUAAAAGCGGCCAUGUCGGACCUGUGGCGCGGUUCGGUGCUCUUCUCGUGGGGCUGUGUGGCCACGGCUGUGCUGCGGCUGAUGCGCGCCUCCUGGCACGCCCGCGAGGAGCCGCUCGACUGGGCGGCGCUCCUCCGCUGGAGUCUGCUGGUCGCACCGCUCGCCGGCGUCGCCGCCAUUAUCGUCGGUCUGGCGUACCCGCUGUUCGACCGGUGGCUCAACUCCCAGCCGGCGUCGGGCCGCGACUGGGCCUCUGUCACGCGCUGUCUGGCCCUCUUCGUCGGCAUCAACCACGCCAACAGCCGGUUCCACUUUGCCACGGACGCCGAGCUGGCGUGGACGCUGGCGCUGCUCAGCCUGGCGCUCUGGUGGACGUUCGACCGCACCACGUGCGGCUUUGUGAUCGCCUCGCUGGCGGCCGCUGUGGCGCACGUGGUCGCCUAUUAUCUGGUGCUGCGGCUGGUCUUCAGUCACAGCGAGUCUUCUCUGGAGCUGACCCGCCUCAAAGCGUGGUUCCCUUUCGUCGCCUUUUCCGCCGGCAUUACGAUUGGCAGUGUUGGCCGCCAGCUGGCAGCGCCGCGCAGCGGGCCCAAGCUGCACUGUGACUGAGCCGCGCGCCGCCAGAUAGCAGGCGCGUCGGCCGCGGCACUGCCAGCACCAACAGCGUUUGGACUCGGUCGAUUGGAGUUGUAUUGAUUGUGUGAGUGCACACCACCUUCAGUGCUGGCUCACCUCCCCAUCAUGUGAUACCAUAUGUGCAGGGUAGUGGCAGAGCAUCGCUUUUUACGUUUGAUUUUUGUGCAAUCGCCGUUGUGCGACCCGGACGCGGACUUUGAGGUGUGGCAUGGAGCGGGCAUCCGUUCAGUAGGUCCGGUGAUGUCCCGCAGCCACGUGCGUUCGUGCAUAUUGGACCUCUGUGUGUUUUGGACUCUGUGAUAGGUGUGUACUGUAUAGAGAAGUGCGGAAAGAAGUGGUGGCACUUGCCGCCCUGUUUGUUGCACCGUUUGAACUGAUGCUCACCACAAUGACCAGUAUCAUUAGAUGUCGAGAAAAUGACGUCAUGCUGUGCUCGUGCUGUCUUAUGGAAGAACGAACGCGAAGACAGCAGCUUCGGACUGUCCGGACAGUGUUUUAUUUCAGGGGAUAACUGUUGUGUUGAUGCGGCGGCGUAGGUUCGUAGAAUUCUGACGCAAUGUUUUGACGUGACAAACCGUAAUAAUACGUGACGGAGCGCAAUAUGUGUGGCAAGUAACAUGAGUUAACACUGUGUGGUUUGUGAGAAGUGAGACGCAUGCACAGUGUCGGCACAAAAGGACUGGGAAGAACCUAGCCGAUACUGGUAUAAUAAUGAUAACGUGCUUGAAAGUUUGUCUCACAUUGGUAACGAGAAAACGUGAUGGAACCCGACUGCGUAGAGGUUUUCUGUUACAGAUUGUACAUUGCCGGCUAUCACUAACAUUUACUCUUCUUAUCCCUUGGCUUUUUUUCGGUGUUCUGCGAAAGUUCUGUGUUAGAUUGGCUGUGUGAGUGAAGAGAAUGUGUGCUUUAUUCCCACGGUGUCUGCUUUCGUACUGAAAUAUGCGUGUGGUAUGUACAGUU